This is a messenger RNA of Salvia splendens (bonfire salvia), 911 nucleotides long. Its product is annotated as pentatricopeptide repeat-containing protein At5g46460, mitochondrial. Gene Ontology annotation, molecular function: RNA binding; protein binding. Gene Ontology annotation, biological process: RNA modification. Bases 27 to 824 code for a protein of 265 amino acids. The record is from RefSeq and is a predicted model, not a curated record. The transcript has a single exon. Lineage: Eukaryota; Viridiplantae; Streptophyta; Magnoliopsida; Lamiales; Lamiaceae.
GCCGGAAAUGAGAGGAUUUCUUCACAAUGAUUAGAAAUGCUAAAUUUUCGCGCCAAAUUCAAAAGUUUUCCUUUUUCCAGAACAAUUUAUCCGAUUCUAAAGCGCCUUCGUUUUCAUCAAAAAUCCCCACAAAACCUAGCAAUUCCAUAAACUGGGGAUUCAAUCAAUACCAAAAAUCCCCAAAUGAAACGAUUUCAUCUCGAGAUGUCUGCUUACGAACAAAAAUUAUAUCUUCCUGCGUGAACAACUUCAAAUUGGAUGAAGCCCUCAACCUGUUCGAUGAAACGCCGCAAAGAGACUUAGUCAUGUGGAAUCUGAUGAUCAAAGGCUGCAUCAGCUGUGGGAGCCUCGAUAUGGCCCUGAAGUUGUUCGAUGAAAUGCCUGAAAGGAACGUUGUAUCUUGGACAACGGUGAUCAGCGCGUUUCUCAAGAACGGGAUGGUCGAGCAGGCGAGGGGACUGUUCCAGGAGAUGCCGGAGAGGGACACGGCCGCGUGGAACGUGAUGAUCCACAGCUUGUCUGUGAAUGGGAGAGCAGAGGAGGCGAGUUCAAUGUUUAAGGUAAUGCCGGAUAGGAAUGUGAUCUCGUGGACUACGAUGAUCAGUGGGCUCGAUCAGAUGGGAAGGAAUGACAAGGCGCUCUCAAUGUUCGUGAAGAUGGUGGGGAUUGGAGUGAAACUGACUUCAAGCACUUUAUGCUCUGUUUUAUCAAGCUGUGCUAAAACUGGGGAGCUCUGUUUAGGGAUUCAACUCCAUGGCCAAAUUGCAAAGCUUGGAUAUGCUUUUGAUACAUAUAUUGUAGCUUCAUUGACGGGGUUGAGGUGAAGCUCGAGCACUACGCGUGUAUGGUGGAUAUAUUGUGUAGGAGUGGGGAGGUGGCGGAGGUGGAGCAGUUGGUGGAGGGGAUGCCUA